AUGUGUGGCACACUGAACGGCUGGGGUUACCUCUGGGUUUUCGUCUCGAUCGCCUUUGCCGUCGGCACGAGCAUGUCCUUCUUCUACACCGCCUGGCUCACCGGCCCGGCGCUCGUCAACGGCACAAAUGACGCGAGCAAACUCAAGUAUUUCUCCGACUACGUCGACUGGAACAAAUACAAAGACGUCGAGUUCUCGUUCUCGACGUUCCGUCGCUGCAACUACUGGUCGGUGGCGGAAAGCAAGACGAAAGUGUUUACCGUCAAUAAUUACAGUGUCGUCGAGGAGUGCGGACGCUAUCGGGAUUUCUCCGGGCCGUUGGGCAUUCCGUCGGUGUCUUGGCAAGUGUGCACUCUGAUGGCUGGGUCUGCGACAGCGGUGCUCAUUCUGGUUGCGUUGGUGGGAUUGUUGGCCGUGUGCGUGAACGGCGUGUUCGGCAACCGAUGCAUCGCCGUCUGCACGGCGCUGGUGCAGUUCGCGUGCGGUCUUGCUCUGGUUGGUACAGUGCUACUCUUUCCCGUUGGUUGGGAUGCCGAGCGACUUCGUAUGGAGGCGUGUGGAUGGGAUGCUGGCAAGUAUCAGAUUGGUAGGUGCUCUCUCGGAUGGUGCUACUACGUCACACUUUGCUGUGCAAUCGGUGUUAUGGUGACCGCCAUCAUUUCACCAGCCAAAUGCGGAGAGAGCAGCGACGACGACGAUCCUCUUCCUGCUUACAUGAUAUGA
Molecule: messenger RNA, 723 nt
Organism: Corticium candelabrum
Lineage: Eukaryota; Metazoa; Porifera; Homoscleromorpha; Homosclerophorida; Plakinidae
Product: LHFPL tetraspan subfamily member 6 protein-like
Exons: 2
Coding region: 1-723 (240 amino acids)
Cellular component (GO): membrane
Source: RefSeq, a predicted model, not a curated record